CCCCUUCGCGCUGUCGUUACGGCAGCAGCGUGGUAUCCAUGGCAACACCGCAGACGCUGCGCAACCUGCGGCCGCCCGCCAUGGCCGCGCUGCCUGACCCGCAGCAGGAGGCGGACUUCCAGCGCUUCCUCCGCCGCGUGGACGACAUCAGCCGCCUGGUGCAGGGCUUGAGCUCCGCGGACAGCGCUGUUCGGGACGCAGCCAUCGCCGAAACGGACCGACGGCUCCGAGAGCGGCAGGGCAGCGAGCAGAGCGCGGCCGCGGCGGACAGAACGGUCAUCAACACGCGCGAUCCCGUACGGGGUUCUGUGAACGCAGAGGCAGUGCACACAGAGGGCUUCCUGGCUGCUUUGGAGAAGGAUGCAAAAGAACGAGCUAAACGAAGGAAGAGAAAUGAGCGCUUAGCAAAUGCUCUGAAGGAGAAGGGAAACGAUGCCUUCAGGAAAGGGGACUACAGCACAGCUGCCCAGAGGUACACUGAUGGCCUCCAGAAGCUGAAGGACAUGCCAGAGCUGUACACCAACAGAGCACAGGCCUACCUGAAGAUGCAUGAAUAUGGAAAAGCCAUUGAUGAUUGCAAGUGGGCGUUAAAGUGCAAUGCAAAAUGCAUUAAAGCCUAUUUUCUAAUGGGGAAAGCUCACCUGGCACUGAAGCACUACGAUGAGUCCAGGCAGUGCUACCAGAACCUCUUACAGAUUGAUCCCCAAAAGGAAAGUUUAUUUAAAGAUUGCAUGAACGAGGUUAACUUGGAGGAGAAAAGAAUGCAAGAGGAAGACAGAGCGAUGAAAGCAUUUCAGUCUGGAAAACAUGCAGCUCUGUCCAUAAAAGAUCUGCUGCAGAAACUUGACAGGCCUGAUCAGAAUAUCCUCUACUAUAUAGGAGGGAUCCAAGUUCUGACAGGAGCCGUGAAGGAGUGCACUGAGCAAACUUUAUUUAGAACAAACAAUGGGUUCAGUAUCAUCAAUGACAACGAGGUCAUAAGACGGGGCUUCUGUGCAGAAAGAAAGAGCACUGCUGAAGUGGAUCUGUGUGUUUCCCUUCUCUCCCUUUGGCAAGCUGUCUGCGCUGGGAAUGAAGAAAAUCAGCGGCUGCUGUUGACUCACCCUGAUGUGAAUGCACAGCUGUCGGAACUGCUGUGUUCUGGUGGAGUGGAGAUCCAAAAGGAGACGCUGGCACUAAUUGCUCUCUAUUCAGAUAAUGAGAAUGGGAGGAGGCUGUUGGUCAGGCACCAGGACCUAUCUAGAUGGCUGCAGAUAUUGGUGAUGUUCGUCAACAGCACUGACGCCAGGGCUAGCAGUGCCAUGAGCAUACUGUCGGAUUUAAUUCAAGAGGAAAAGUUCAAAGCACAGUGUCGCCUCACGUUUUCCACAUCUGCUUUACCAUUGUUCACCCAACUGCUGGCCUCAGCCAAGCUGGUGGACCAGGCAGCCCUUGCGCAUUGCAUUGGCAUCAUGGGGAACCUGUGUGCAGAUGCAGCCAUCCGAGUGCAGAUGGCUGAGUGCAAUGAGUGCUGGCAAGCCUGCUUACAGCUGGUGGAUGGAUGUGGUGAUGUUGGCACUCCCAAAUAUCGGGAGUGUGUGUUUGCAGUCCUGGGUCUCAUGAUGAACUUGCUGCUUGAAUCAAACUCCGUCAUCCAGUGCCUUGCAGUGGACAUAAGUGGCAGAUGCAUGUCCCUCCUCAGGGAUCAGGAUGGGAGAAUUGUGACAAGAGCCAUUGGAGUGCUGAGUCGCAUCCUGGCAGCGUCCUCACUGGCAGUAGAAGAAGCAGUGAAAGGAGGAGUGGUGAAGAAAAUGAUCAAAUUCCUGAAGGCUGGAGGACAGACCACAUCCAGUUACGCUCUAAAGACUCUUUCCAUCUGCACAAGAGGUAGCAGACAAGCCCAGGAAGAGGUGGUGAAGUCAGAUAAAAAGUUCAGCGUGCUGCUGAAGCUCUUGGACUCAGAGAAUGAAAUGAUUGUGGGAAAUGCUGCUUUCUGCCUCGGGCAGUGCCUCGUUGUUCCUGGAGCAGCGACAUCCUUACUGAAUUCCAACAUUGUGAUGGCUCUGUUGAAGCAUGCUGGUGGUGAUGCUGCGAGAACUUCAGUGCAGGAGAAUGCAGCAAUUGCUCUGGGGAAGCUGUGUGUUGCAGAACCAAGGCAUAUUUUUCAACUGCGGGAGCUCAAUGGCAUGGCCAUCCUCAACUCCUCUAUGAAAUAUGUGCACAGCUCCUGACAUCCCCCAGAGAGCUUUUGAUAAAUGCUGUUCAUAUCCCUUGCUGUUCCAUGUUUUCUUCUUUUCUUAAUAAAGCUCAUUCAAAGCAGA
This is a messenger RNA of Gallus gallus (chicken), 2300 nucleotides long. It is a transcript of the gene TTC12, whose product is annotated as tetratricopeptide repeat domain 12. The transcript is spliced from 21 exons. The record is from RefSeq and is a predicted model, not a curated record. Gene Ontology annotation, molecular function: protein binding. The coding region runs from base 39 to 2210 and encodes 723 amino acids. NCBI's taxonomy places the organism in Eukaryota, Metazoa, Chordata, Aves, Galliformes, Phasianidae.